AUGGCCCAUAUGGGGGACUGUAAAUGGACGCCCUGGCUCCCUGUCCUGGUGGUAUCUCUGAUGUGCUCAGCCAGGGCAGAAGACUCCAAUUGUGGUGAGAAUGAAUACCACAACCAAACCACCGGAAUGUGCCACCAGUGCCCCCCCUGUGGGCCCGGGGAGGAACCCUAUAUGUCCUGCGGCUAUGGCACCAAAGAUGAAGAUUAUAGCUGCGUGCCCUGCCCAGCAGAGAAGUUUUCCAAAGGAGGCUACCAGAUAUGCAGGCGCCACAAAGAUUGUGAGGGCUUCUUCCGGGCCACCGUGCUGACACCAGGGGACAUGGAGAAUGAUGCUGAGUGUGGCCCGUGUCUCCCUGGUUACUACAUGUUGGAAAACAGACCCAGGAACAUCUACGGCAUGGUCUGCUACUCCUGCCUCUUGGCGCCCCCCAACACCAAGGAAUGCAUAGGAGCCACCUCAGGGGCCUCUGCCAACUCCCCCAGCACCUCUGGAGGCAGCACCCUGUCCCCUUUCCAGCAUGCCCAUAAAGAGCUCUCCGGCCAAGGACACCUGGCCACCGCCCUAAUUAUUGCCAUGUCUACCAUCUUCAUCAUGGCCAUCGCCAUUGUCCUCAUCAUCAUGUUCUACAUCAUGAAGACAAAGCCUUCUGCCCCAGCCUGCUGUACCAGCCCUCCAGGGAAGAGUGUGGAGGUCCCAGUGGGCAAGGACGAAGAGAAGAAGGAAGCUCCAGACAGUGUGGUGAUUUUCUCUGAGAAGGAUGAAUUUGAGAAGCUGACAGCAACACCAGCCAAGACCACUAAGAGUGAGAACGACGCCUCCUCUGAGAAUGAGCAGCUACUGAGCCGCAGUGUGGACAGCGAUGAGGAGCCAGCCCCUGAUAAACAGGGGUCUCCAGAGCUGUGUCUGCUGUCACUCGUGCACCUGGCCAGGGAGAAGUCUGUCACCAGCAACAAAUCGGCUGGGAUCCAAAGCCGAAGGAAGAAGAUAUUGGACGUGUAUGCCAAUGUGUGUGGUGUUGUUGAAGGUCUCAGCCCCACAGAGCUCCCCUUUGAUUGCCUGGAGAAGACAAGCCGCAUGCUGAGCUCCACGUACAACUCUGAGAAGGCUAUAGUGAAAACAUGGCGCCACCUGGCCGAGAGCUUCGGACUGAAGAGGGAUGAGAUUGGGGGCAUGACAGAUGGCAUGCAGCUCUUUGACCGCAUCAGCACUGCGGGCUACAGCAUCCCAGAGCUGCUCACAAAGCUGGUGCAGAUCGAGCGGCUGGACGCAGUGGAGUCACUUUGUGCGGACAUCCUAGAGUGGGCAGGGGUUGUGCCCCCUGUGUCCCCGCCCCCCGCCGCAUCCUGA
Messenger RNA from Dipodomys spectabilis (banner-tailed kangaroo rat), 1347 nucleotides. It is a transcript of the gene Edar, whose product is annotated as ectodysplasin A receptor. Lineage: Eukaryota; Metazoa; Chordata; Mammalia; Rodentia; Heteromyidae. The record is from RefSeq and is a predicted model, not a curated record. The transcript is spliced from 11 exons. Gene Ontology annotation, cellular component: plasma membrane. Gene Ontology annotation, molecular function: signaling receptor activity. Gene Ontology annotation, biological process: positive regulation of canonical NF-kappaB signal transduction; positive regulation of JNK cascade. The coding region runs from base 1 to 1347 and encodes 448 amino acids.